AUGCGUCAAAAUCUAGUUCGACCAACCCUAACAGAAGUAACCCCGUUAUUACAAAGUCAACGAGGCGGCACAUAUGUAAUUGUAAAUUUUCCCGACGCCAUCGACCAUGAUACUAAAGCUUACAAAAAUAUUGACAACCUUGGUAAGAGCGCGGACGAGAUAAAAGUUUCCCGCUGGAAAACUGUAAAAGCUAUUGCACAGUUAGUGGUGUUGUUUUGUGUGGCACUUGGCUUCGUGUAUAUCUCUGUACAGCUCUUAUUACCUCCGAUAGAACCGGGUAAACGUGAGCUUUUGAAAUUGCCUAGAAACGUUGAGGAACUCCGGGAUUUAAAAGAACUGUUGAGUUUCUAUAUGGAUAAUUUUUAUCCCCGAGUAUUGGCUGUCUUCGUCAUUAUAUAUAUUUUCUUGCAAACAUUUUCAAUACCAGGAAGCAUGUGGUUAUCAAUAUUGGGUGGUGCAUUGUUUGGUUUACCGGUCGCACUACCAGUUGUGUGCGCAUGUUGCACGAUUGGAUCCACCCAUUCUUAUCUAUUAUCCCAAAAAUUCGGCAAAGCAUUCAUGAAAGAACGAUAUGCCGACAAAUUGGACCAACUCGCGUCCCAUAUACAAACACAUUCCAGCAAUCUUCUCAACUACAUAGUUGUACUCCGUCUUUCACCAUUUCCGCCAAACUGGUUCGCCAAUCUGGCAGCACCCCACGUUGGCAUUCCACUGAAAACUUUUAUCCUUGGCACGUUCUUUGGGGUUGCUGGACCCUCAGUGAUUCACGUGCAAGCUGGUGAGACAAUAAAUACGAUGGCGAAUUCCUCGAAUUUUCACAUUUUUACCGUGGAGAAUGUGAGUGCAUUGGUGUUGAUUGGGCUUGCUGUGUUGAUUCCGGUGUUUUUGAGACGACGCAUUGAGCAGAAAGCGAAACGCGAAGCUUUAAAAAAUGGACUAUGA
This is a messenger RNA of Ambispora gerdemannii, 942 nucleotides long. Lineage: Eukaryota; Fungi; Glomeromycota; Glomeromycetes; Archaeosporales; Ambisporaceae. The record is from the annotation of a GenBank genome assembly.